AUGUCUGGUCCGCGCAGGCUAGCCGUGACUGUCGCCGGCCUCACUUCACGGCAGCCAUCGUCGACGCUGCUCACGACAUGCCUCUACUGUCGAUGGCCUCGCAGCUUCGCGUCCUCCGCCGCGCGCGGCCGCAGCGAGCCACCCGCCUCUGGCACGUCCAUGGACCCCCAAAGCCACAUCUCCGGAGCACCAAUCGACGCUCCCCGAAGCUACGGCAAGCGCGUGGAAGAAGGGUUCGUGCCCAAGCCGCUGCCUCGCCCGAUCGGCAUGCCCUUGCCCCCGAGAGCAGGCGAGAAUACCGGCGCUGACACCCGCUCGCUGCGCCAGCGCAAGCACGACUUUGGGGACUACGAAAAGCACGUUGCCAGAAGAAAGGAAUUGACGGCCAAGCUGUCGAGACCGUAUUUUCGCGACUGGGGCAAUCUGCAGUUCCACGAGGGCAAGUCUUUCAUCGCGCCGCCGAGGCUCUUCAAAGCCGAGCUGUCACUCUUCUUCCCGAACCUGCGCGGCGACACUCUUGUCAAGACGGACAAGGAGCCCCGGGACACCACGCCCCUCCUGACCGGUAAAGCCUCCGUCGUUUCCAUCUUCAGCAGCCAAUGGGCCGAGAAGCAAGUCGCCACGUUCGUGUCCGCCGAGUCGAAUCCUGCUUUGACCGCGGUCCUUGCCGAAAACGGAGACGCUGCGCAAAUGGUCAGCAUCAACUACGAAGAUAACAAAGGCAAAGCUUUACUGGUCAAGCUGUUUCGCGCAUCGUUGCGGAAGAGGUUUGAUGAAAAGGACUGGGAAAAGUACUUUAUCGUCCAAAGGGGCAUCACUGAUGAUAUACGAGAGUCGAUCGGUCUGCUAAACAGCAAAGUCGGUUACAUCUACCUCGUCGACCACCACUGCCGGAUCCGCUGGGCGGGCAGUGGGCCUAGUCAACCCGAGGAAAACGCCAGUCUUGCCAAAGGUCUGGCUCGACUUGUCAAGGAAAUCGAUACGGAUGCUGCUCGGCCAGCCUCGGCGCGAGAGCAGUUGCCUGGAAAGCGCACUGUCGACAUACCAAGCCUCUAA
Ustilaginoidea virens is the source of this 1056-nucleotide messenger RNA. RefSeq lists its product as uncharacterized. Bases 1 to 1056 code for a protein of 351 amino acids. Gene Ontology annotation, cellular component: mitochondrial inner membrane. The transcript has 2 exons. Gene Ontology annotation, biological process: mitochondrial proton-transporting ATP synthase complex assembly. NCBI's taxonomy places the organism in Eukaryota, Fungi, Ascomycota, Sordariomycetes, Hypocreales, Clavicipitaceae. The record is from RefSeq and is a predicted model, not a curated record.